Molecule: messenger RNA, 1773 nt
Organism: Rotaria sordida
Lineage: Eukaryota; Metazoa; Rotifera; Eurotatoria; Philodinida; Philodinidae
Source: the annotation of a GenBank genome assembly
AUGGAUCGCCUACGUAAUUUAGACCCACGUCGACGUGCCGCCGAUCAAAAGAUGCAUCAAACUACAUCAACAGUUACAGUUAAUAAUUCUUCGGGAAUAGCAACAUCACCACCAAACGGAAAUAAUGAACAACAAGAACCAAGACCUAAAGUUUCAAGUCUUGUAUUUAAGUUUGGUGGUGAUCGAAAUAAAAAAGUACCUACAUAUACAUUUUCGCCUGCUGAACAAGCUACAAUCGAUCAACAACAAAAUAAUAUAAUAAAUCGUGCUCCUUCAUCACCUCAACCUCAGAUAUCACCACAAAUACGAACUUAUAUCGAACAACUGGAAACAAAGAACAGUGAAUUAAGUCAAAAAGUUCAUGAACAAUAUCAACAAAUUGAAAAUUCAGAAAAAAAAAUGAAGGAAUUAAGUCAAUUCUGUAAUGCAUUACAAAAUAAAUUAAAUCACGAUACAAAUAAUCCUCUUCUUCAACUUGUUUUAAAUUUUUGUGAAGUCACAUCCGAUCAACAACAAGAUAUUAUUUCUUUAUUCGAAUCAAAAAUUCUUCAAUGUAAAAAAGUCGAACAACAAGUCAAAUCAUUGACAAUGACAUUAAAAACAAAAGAACAACGUAUUACUGAAUUAAAAAAUGAAGUUAAUGAAUUAGCUGCAAAAACAAUUACAAUACAAACACCAAUAUCAGCACCACGUUCAAAUUCUUCAAUAUCAACAACACCUAUAAGACGUAUCGAUUCAAAUGAUGAACUUGAUUCAAUUAAUUUACGUCGAGAAUUAUUACGUACACGAAAUCGUCUUAAAGAAGCUCAACGUGAAUUAUCAUCACAAAAUAGUUUAACAAAACAUUUAUCAAUAAAUAAUCUUCUUUCAUCAGAUGCAUUAAUUAGUGAUUUACGUAAAGAUAUUAAUGAUAUGGGUUGGGAAAUAAAAAAUUUACAAAAAACAAAAGAAACACUUAAACAUGAUGUGGAAAAAUUAGAAAAAGAAAUUGUAACACUUGAAUCACAAAAACAUUCGAUUGAAGAUGUUAAUGCAAUGAUUACACGAGAAAAUAAAGAAUUACGAGCAACAAUUGAAGAAUUAAAUGAUCAAAAUCGUAUUGUUUUACAAAAUUAUCAAAAUCAUGUUAAAAAUUAUGCAAUACAUGAAGGAUUAAUGACAAAAUUAUAUGAUUCAAUGGCUCAAUUAGAAAAAGAAAAUAAUCAAUUAAAAGAAAAGUGUGUUUUUCUUGAAGAAAAACUUGAAUUAAAACAAAUUUCAUUAGUUGAUAAAAAUGAAUUAGAAAAAAUAAAUUCAUCAAAUCGUGUAUUAACGUUACAAUAUGAUUAUGAAGUUGCUAAACGUGAACAUUGUGAAAGACAACUAACACGUUUACAAGAUAAUCUAAAACAAUUACAAUCUGAAUUAUCAUAUAUGGAUGAAAAAGUAAAACGUGCUGAUGACCAAAUGAAAUUAGCCGAUCGUUUAAAUCGUGAUAAUAAAGAUGAAUGUGAAGUUUUCCAAUUAAAAAUAAUGGAUUUAGAAAAACGUUUAAAUUUAACAGAAAAAGAUAAAGAUAUUGUUGAACAAGAAUUAUUAAUAGUUAAACAAAAAAUGGAAGCAACUACAUAUCGUAUACAACGUUAUAAUGAAGCAUUACUUAAUGCAGAUAAUGAUCUUGAAUUAACGUCUGAUACAAGCUUUAGUGAAGAUGUUGGAAGUAUUAAUGGUACGGAAACGAUAUCAUUAAAAAGUCGUAAUUCACAUCCAACACGAUCUCCAAGUGAAAUUUAA